Messenger RNA from Fragaria vesca subsp. vesca, 937 nucleotides. RefSeq lists its product as uncharacterized. NCBI's taxonomy places the organism in Eukaryota, Viridiplantae, Streptophyta, Magnoliopsida, Rosales, Rosaceae. The coding region runs from base 1 to 918 and encodes 305 amino acids. The transcript has 3 exons. The record is from RefSeq and is a predicted model, not a curated record.
AUGGAGUUUGUUCAUAUUUCUAACGAUGUGAGUUCUGGAAUGCUCCAGAGCGUUCGUGCUCCGCGUUUGUCCGUCUUACAUGUGGCUCGUCCACUGACACCUGUAAAAAACAGGCGUGAGUCCACCGUUAGUCUUCUUUGGGUUUUUCAGCGCGUGAUAUGCGUUCAGCGAGGAGAAUUAUUACCAGCAGCUGGAUUCAGUAUUGAGAAUGUCGCGGAAGACUGUGAUGACUAUAAAGAGGAGGCAAAAAGCAAUAUUGAAAAGGGGGACAGUGGUAAGUGUGUGGAGGAUAAAAUUCGGAUGGAUUCAAAUAAGUGUGUUGAUGAUUUGGAAGAGGGAGUAAAAGUAGCUGGUUUAAGAGCUGUAUUUGAGACGGAUUGGUUUUUACAUUUGGAGGGGAAGAACAUGAAGACGCUUAAGUUACAAAACAUUGAAGAUAAAUCUUACAGAAACCUGGAUGAAGUGGGUUUGGUAGUGGUGGGUUUGUGCUUUGUGUUGGUGGUGGUGGUGGUUAUGAAAUGGAAUGGUGCUGCAACUCCAAUGGAGGAUGCCGGAGUAGUUGAUGCAGCUCCAAAUUUAUGUGAGGCUACGAUCAUACUUGACAAGAGCACAAGAUGGGAUACAUAUCAUAUUACCCUCAGGGAUUUCCUUGCAAAUUUUGACUGCUCAGGAAAAUUAUCCAUCUAUCCUUUUGGUUUUGAGGAUAUCCUCUUUUCAGAAGAUACGAGGCAGACCUGUUUUGCACCAUUGCCUAGUCUCAAGCAUUUGGACAUGAAGAUAAUAGACCGGAAAAGUUCCGCAAUGGCAGUGACAAAUUGUUACACGAGGGACUCGUUGAAUUGGAUGGCACCAUCUCUGGAAAUUCUAUCUAUAAACAAGAUAAACAAGAAAUGGAGUAAAAAUUUCAACAGAGAUUAAUUCCUGGUACACUUUCAUC